GAGGAGGCGCAGCAAGAUGGCGACCGAGACGGUGGAGCUCCACAAGCUGAAGCUUGCUGAACUAAAGCAAGAAUGUCUUGCUCGUGGUUUAGAGACCAAGGGAAUAAAACAGGAUCUUAUCAAUAGUCUCCAGGCGUAUCUUGAAGAACAUGCUGAAGAGGAAGCAAAUGAAGAAGAUGCACUGGGAGAUGAAACCGAGGAAGAAGAACCAAAGCCCAUAGAACUUCCUGUUAAAGAGGAAGAACCUCCUGAAAAAGCUGUUGAUGUGGCAUCAGAAAAGAAGGUGGUAAAAAUUACAUCUGGAAUACCUCAAACUGAGAGAAUGCAGGAGAGGGCUGAAUGAUUUAAUGUACCUGUAAGCUUGGAGAGUAAGAAGGCUGCGCGGGCAGCUAGGUUUGGGAUUUCUUCUGUUCCAACAAAAGGUCUGCCAUCUGAUACCAAGCCUAUGAUUAACCUGGAUAAACUAAAGGAAAGAGCACAGAGAUUGGGUUUGAAUGUCUCUUCCAUUUCUAGAAAGUCUGAGGAUGAUGAGAAGCUGAAAAAAAGGAAGGAGCGAUUUGGGAUUGUGACAAGUUCAGCAGGAGCUGGAGCUACAGAGGAUACAGAGGCAAAGACAAGGAAAAGAGCAGAGCGUUUUGGGAUUGCAUAAUGAAAAGUUCAUGCUUUCUGCCUCAUAGUGGUUUCCAUUUCUCAAAUUCUUCAUGGUUUUUACACACACACACACACACACACACACACACACGUAUGUCAUGUGCCUCACAGUGAGGAAUCGUGUACUUUAGGUGUGCAUCAUUGGAUUCCAGCAGCAGUUUGAUGUAACUGCUACUCUGCAUUUAAGUUGUUAUAUUUUUGUUUUUAAUUAUUUUGCUUAUUAA
Molecule: messenger RNA, 875 nt
Organism: Mesocricetus auratus (golden hamster)
Lineage: Eukaryota; Metazoa; Chordata; Mammalia; Rodentia; Cricetidae
Product: SAP domain-containing ribonucleoprotein-like
Exons: 1
Coding region: 17-343 (108 amino acids)
Biological process (GO): poly(A)+ mRNA export from nucleus
Cellular component (GO): nucleus
Source: RefSeq, a predicted model, not a curated record